Messenger RNA from Penicillium nucicola, 1566 nucleotides. RefSeq lists its product as uncharacterized. The coding region runs from base 1 to 1566 and encodes 521 amino acids. The record is from RefSeq and is a predicted model, not a curated record. Gene Ontology annotation, cellular component: MBF transcription complex; SBF transcription complex. Lineage: Eukaryota; Fungi; Ascomycota; Eurotiomycetes; Eurotiales; Aspergillaceae. Gene Ontology annotation, molecular function: DNA binding; transcription regulator activity. The transcript is spliced from 4 exons.
AUGAUUCCCAUCAAUUCCCUGUUGAACCACGAGAUCGAGCCUGAGGGGUCUCACCGUGUCUCUUCCUCACCGAAGCGGCCGAGGAUGGCCAAAGACGCCCCGGUCUUUCGCCCUGGUAAGAUCCAGGGCGAGUGUCGCUAUCCUCCCCAUGAGGAUCGGGAUGAAAAGCUGAAGAGCCUUCAUCAAGAGCUUAUGAUGAAGCCCAUAGGGUCCAUUGCCAAGUUCCCUCGUCAUAUUCCAUAUGCCAGUGACAAGAAGACCUUUCAAGAGAAGACUGGCCGUGAUAGCUUUCAUGUCUUUCAAUACACAUUCAAACUGCCCGACGAAGAGAAAGAGUGGGCUGUGAUGUGGGACUAUAACAUUGGCAUUGUCCGGAUCACGCAUUUCUUUAAAUGCAAUGGCUACUCCAAGGCAACCAAGAUGUUGAAUGUCAAUCCAGGUCUCCGCGAGAUCUGCCACAGCAUCACCGGCGGCGCGCUCUCUGCUCAAGGCUACUGGAUGCCAUUUGAUGCCGCCAAAGCCCUAGCAACAACCUUUUGUUGGAAGAUCCGUUAUGCCCUAACUCCGCUAUUCGGCAACGACUUCCCAGCCCUGUGCAUCUCCCCCAACGACCGAAAGAACUUUGGUCGUAUGAUACUCCCAACAGAGGUCAUUCGACGCGCCACAGAGACCGCAAUGUACUAUCGCUCUCUGGAAACACUCAAAACCGUCGUUCACCCGCUUUCGCCCCCAAACCGACAUCUUCCUUCCAUGACACAUCACCUCCUGCAUGGCCCGGAGAGAUUGGCCAAAGAUUUCGAGUCAGACGGGGAUGAGAGUAUUAGCCUACGACUCCCAUUGCCUAAGAUCCCCCGUCAUUGUUAUGCGGACAGUGUUGCUAGUGUCAGCAGUGCGAGGGGCUCUUCUGUCGAAGCAUACUGCACCUCACCGAAGAGCACUUCUUCUUUGUCCAGCUUCACACCUAUCAAUCCUCCUCGCUCCCAUGCUGAUUCCAACUUACAGCCUGAUAGAAUCAUUGGCGCAUUCGCUAAGGCGAUACGCCAGGACCAUGUCGCUGAGGGGGUUAGUGAGGAUAGUGAUACGGACAGUGAUGGAUCAUCAAACCUGUAUUCAACACCAAACUGUCCCUCGAUAGACGGAAUGAUGGACAUCGAAAAGCCUGAUGAAAUCAGUGGUAUGCCUUCCGACAUGGACACCAGACCGAGUGACUCUGAUGAUCUCACCGACUCAGAGGAGGAGUGGGUCGAGGAUGAUGCGGACGAUGAGGACUACUGUGCUCCAGUCGUCAAGAAAGAAGGUGGCAGUGCAUUCCUGAAUCCGAAGACUGGGUCUCGCUCUUCAAAGUUAAAGAAGAACCCGGGCCCUAAGUCUCGAGCUCUCCGUCCUCGCUCUUCGCCUCACUUCGCUCAUGAGGUCAAGGCUGCCGAAGCUUUGCUCCAUCUUCAUAAGACUGAGUUAGAGGCUAGCGAGCUUGAUACUGAGAUGGAGGAUGUUGACUCGUUUUCUAGCCUUCUUCCUCGGAAUGGGGGCAAUAACGACCGUAAGCGACGUCGCGCCUCUUAUUGA